Molecule: messenger RNA, 2068 nt
Organism: Aureobasidium subglaciale EXF-2481
Lineage: Eukaryota; Fungi; Ascomycota; Dothideomycetes; Dothideales; Saccotheciaceae
Exons: 2
Biological process (GO): protein targeting to vacuole; protein transport to vacuole involved in ubiquitin-dependent protein catabolic process via the multivesicular body sorting pathway
Cellular component (GO): ESCRT-0 complex
Molecular function (GO): ubiquitin binding; phosphatidylinositol-3-phosphate binding; metal ion binding
Source: RefSeq, a predicted model, not a curated record
UUCGAAACCAACUCACCUCUCGCCCCAUCCACCUCUCCUGCCACUCCUGCCACCUUCAAACUGCCUGUAGACGCAACCAAGGUAGAUUUUCAAGCUACACAGCACAUCUCUGGUUGAACAGCUUACAUCAUGGCGUCGUGGUUCGGUGCCGGCUCAUCGGCCAUGGAUGAACAGGUCGAGCGAGCAACUUCAAGUAGCUUGGAGGACAUUGCUCUCAACCUCGAGAUCACUGACUUGAUCCGAAGCAAGACCAUCCCUCCCAAAGAGGCCAUGCGCUCGCUGAAACGGAGGAUCGGCAACAAGAAUCCAAACAUCCAACUGGCCGCCCUCAACCUGACCGACACUUGCGUCAAGAACGGUGGAGAGCACUUUAUCCAGGAGAUUGCCUCGCGCGAGUUUAUGGACAACCUGGUCUCGUUUGUCAACACUCCACUGAACGAAGAAGUCAAGACGAGGAUCCUUGACCUUGUCCAAUCCUGGGCUACUGCCGCUACAGGCCGCUCCUCGCUUGGCUACAUUGACGAAACAUAUCGCUCCUUGCAGAGAGAGGGCUUCCGCUUCCCGCCCAAGACCGACGUCGCUGCUACAAUGUUCGACAGUAGUGCUCCACCGGAAUGGGCAGACUCGGACGUCUGCAUGCGCUGUCGAGAACGCUUCACCUUUACCAACCGCAAGCACCACUGUCGAAACUGCGGAAAUGUCUUCUGCGGACAAUGUUCGUCCAAGUCGAUCCCUCUACCACACCUCGGUAUCCUCACACCAGUCCGCGUCGACGAUGGUUGUUUCGCCAGAAUUACCGAAAAGUCGUCCCGCACCGCUCCUUUCCCAGUCUACGCCACGAAACCUCCACAUGCCGGCCGUAUGCAGGCACGCGAUCCUCGUGUCGCCGAAGACUCAUUUGAUGCCGACCUCAAGCGAGCGCUGGAAAUGAGCUUGGAAGACUCAAGGGGUCAAUCUGGUGCCGGCUACGUACCACAAUCACAAAUGACGACACCAAAGCCUGUCCAAAAGGCACCCCCACCGAAGAAAGAGGAAGAAGAUGAUCCGGAGCUGGCAGCAGCCAUUGCAGCAUCUUUGGCCGACAUGGAGGAACAAAAGAAGAAACACUUGGCUAGCUUCAAGCAACAACAGCAAAGAUCGAGCACUCCCAGCGUCUACGUGCCAAAGACGAACCACGAACUCACCGCUGUCGAGGCCGAGAAUAUCAAUCUGUUUGCAACUCUGGUCGAUCGUCUGCAACAUCAGCCACCAGGUGCCAUCCUCCGCGAACCCCAACUUCAAGAGCUGUACGAAAGUAUUGGGUCGCUGAGGCCUAAGCUGGCAAGGACUUAUGGAGAGACUAUGAGCAAGCACGACACACUACUUGACAUACACUCCAAAAUGGCCACUGUUGUGAGAUACUACGACCGCAUGUUGGAAGAGCGCUUGUCCAGCACAUACAACCAAAGCCGUUACGGCGUCGUCCCUCGUCCUCAAUCCAACAUGUAUCCUUCGUUGUCCAGUGGCGUCGGUGCGCCGCCUAGUGUUCCCAUGGGUGGUGUCGAGAGUUACUACAACAGCUCAGCUCCGACCAUGGAUUCCCACGUCUACACUCAAAGCCCGUACCCAUCCUUCAACCAGCAUCAACAAUAUGCUCAACAGCCUUACCCACAACAAGCUCCCCCCGAAGCUGCCUACCAACAACAAUACUCUCAAUACCCUCCACAAGGCCAGCCUCAACAACAACAACAACAACCUCAACCUCCCAGCACUCCUCAUCAACAUCAACAACCAUAUGCUCAGCCAAAUCAGCAAUACGCCCCUCCCUCUCAACAAAACCCAGUCUCACCACCUGACCACCAACACUCUUACGCUGAAGUAUCCGCUCCCCAACCCGUCAGUCCAGAGUCAUACACCCAACCUCCUCAACAACAUCAACAACCUCCACCUCAAUAUCAGCAACCCUAUCAACAACAACCUCCACCUCAGCAACAGCAGCAAUUCUCGCAACCCCAAGCUCAGCCUCAGCAGCAGCAAUGGCCUCAAGCACCCUCGACGCACGGCGGUUAUGGUCAAGAGAGCUUUCCUC